GCCAACGGCGGAGGCGCAUGCAGGUAAAGCACGAGGGAGCGGAAAGUGACGACUGACGACGGGAGUGUGGAGAAGCAGGUCGACAGCAGGAUUGACCUGGAUCUAGUCAAGAAGCGGAAUAAGAGGGCGUAAGAGCGAGCUGGCGCGUUUCGCUCGGGGAGACUUAUCUGAUGAGACCCAAGACUCCAAGUGGACCACACGGCCUCCCAGUCCCAUCCCGGUCGGAUCGGCUGCGGCGGUCCCGAUCAAACUUCAAUCAGUCUCUCUUCCCGCACACGGUUCAUCCGCCGCCUUCCUGUCCUCUCCCUUUCGCUCUCCUCUCCCAUCCAUUCCCUCCUUUUUCCAGCUCUCUAGCUUGUCGCUGAUUCUGGGGUAUCGUCACAAUGUUUGCUACAAGGAACCUCGUCACCCCCGCCCGCCAAUGCCUGCGAACAACACGUGUGGCUCCGAGCCUCGCAGCUCCUCGCCUGCAGCUCCGCUGCUAUUCCGCUGCUGCCGAUGAGCGUGUUGCUAAGUUCAAGGGACAGAAGGGCUCUGAUGGAAACUAUAUGGUCACCUUGAUUGAGGGUGAUGGCAUCGGUCCCGAGAUCUCGCAGUCCGUCAAGGAUAUCUUCGCCGCCGCAAAAGCCCCGGUCAGUUGGGAGUCCGUCGAUGUCACCCCCAUCUUGAAGGAUGGCAAGACUGCCAUUCCCGAUGCUGCCAUUGAGAGUGUCCGCCGAAACUACGUAGCGCUUAAGGGUCCCCUUGCCACCCCCGUUGGAAAGGGUCACGUUUCCCUGAACCUUACCCUUCGUCGUACCUUCAACCUUUUCGCCAACCUGCGUCCCUGCCGCUCGGUCGCUGGCUACAAGACCCCUUACGACAACGUUGAUACCGUGCUGAUCCGUGAGAACACCGAGGGUGAAUACUCUGGCAUUGAGCACGUUGUUGUCGAUGGUGUUGUCCAGAGCAUCAAGCUUAUCACCCGGGAGGCUUCCGAGCGUGUCCUGCGCUUCGCCUUCCAAUACGCUCGUUCUAUCAACAAGAAGAAGGUCCGUGUCGUGCACAAGGCUACUAUCAUGAAGAUGUCCGACGGUCUUUUCCUGAACACUGCCCGCGAGGUCGCCAAGGACUUCCCUGACGUCGAAUUCGAUGCUGAGCUGCUGGACAACUCUUGCUUGAAGAUCACGACCGACCCUACUCCUUACAACGACAAGGUCCUCGUCAUGCCCAACCUGUAUGGUGACAUUCUUUCCGAUAUGUGCGCCGGUCUGAUCGGCGGUCUCGGUCUGACCCCCUCCGGUAACAUUGGUGACGAGUGCUCGAUCUUCGAGGCUGUCCACGGUUCCGCCCCCGACAUUGCUGGCAAGGGUCUUGCCAACCCCACUGCCUUGCUUCUCAGCUCUAUCAUGAUGCUGCAGCACAUGGGUCUCACUGAGCACGCUGCUCGCAUCCAGAAGGCAAUCUUCGACACUCUCGCUGAGGGCAAGGCCCUCACUGGUGACUUGGGUGGUAAGGCUAAGACCCACGAGUAUGCUGAUGCCAUCAUCAAGCGCUUGUAAGGGAUUCAGUCCAUUCCCUGUACUAUAUCCCUCCCUUAUUUCCUUUUAGCCCCAUGAAUGAAUUAGACUAAAUAUAGUGAUCUACUAUACGUAUUGAAAUGUAUCUAGAUUUCCAAUGAUUGUUCAACAGCCCCUAAUUUAUGUAGCACACAUUACAUUACACCUUUGCACUACUCUUG
Messenger RNA from Aspergillus versicolor CBS 583.65, 1720 nucleotides. Its product is annotated as isocitrate dehydrogenase (NAD(+)) IDH2. Gene Ontology annotation, molecular function: isocitrate dehydrogenase (NAD+) activity; NAD binding; magnesium ion binding. Gene Ontology annotation, cellular component: mitochondrion. Lineage: Eukaryota; Fungi; Ascomycota; Eurotiomycetes; Eurotiales; Aspergillaceae. The transcript has 6 exons. The record is from RefSeq and is a predicted model, not a curated record. Gene Ontology annotation, biological process: isocitrate metabolic process; tricarboxylic acid cycle. The coding region runs from base 384 to 1541 and encodes 385 amino acids.